Molecule: messenger RNA, 795 nt
Organism: Sphenostylis stenocarpa
Lineage: Eukaryota; Viridiplantae; Streptophyta; Magnoliopsida; Fabales; Fabaceae
Source: the annotation of a GenBank genome assembly
AUGUCUAUCAAAAUUUUGGUUGUUUCCUUCAUGUUAACCUCACUACUGUUCUUUCUUCUUUUCAUUCCCACAAGAUUAAUCAUACCCGAUUCCAGCCUCAAGCCUUCUAUGAACUACUUCAACACCACCAAGGCCAACAAGUCAUAUCCAGUCACCUUUGCCUACUUGAUCUCUGCUUCUAAAGGAGAUUCUGGGAAGCUCAAAAGGUUGGUGAGGGUUCUUUACCAUCCAGGAAACUACUAUUUGAUUCAUAUGGAUUCUGGGGCAUCAGAAGCUGAGCAUAGGGAUGUGGUCGAAUAUGUGGCUCAGGAUCCAGUUUUCGGUCAAUUGGGGAAUGUUUGGGUUGUGGGGAAGCGUAAUUUGGUCACUUAUAGAGGACCAACCAUGCUUUCUACCACUCUCCAUGCUAUGGCAAUGCUUCUCAGAGUUUGUCAAUGGGAUUGGUUUAUUAAUCUCAGUGCCUCUGAUUAUCCCUUGGUUACACAAGAUGAUAUGAUACAAGCCUUUUCUCAGGUUCCAAGGCAUAUCAAUUUCAUUCACCAUAGCAGUCAGUUGGGUUGGAAACUGAACAAGAGAGGGAAGCCAAUAAUUAUAGACCCAGGGUUGUACAGUCUCAAGAAAUCACAGAUUUGGCGGGUCACUAAGCAAAGAAGUCUUCCAACAUCUUUUAAACUUUAUACAGGUUUCUCUCCUUUUCAAUCCUUUAGAUUAUUGAGAACUUUGCUUGUUUUUAUGUGUAGCAUGUUUGCAUUCACUUCUUCCACUCCAUGCAUUUAUAAUUUACUUUCCUUGUGA